CGCACCACUAACAUAGCAGCAUCUUCCUCAAUAUCACAACCCCAACAGCCUCACCGAGUAAUACUUUCGUUGCAUGAUAUUAUCCGCAAGCAAUGCCUGAGGACGACAAGUAUGAUGCGCUGGAGAAGAUCGGGCAUGGCUCGUUUGGGAUCAUUCGAAAGGUCAAGCGCAAGUCCGAUGGCUAUAUUCUCUGCCGGAAAGAGAUCAGCUAUUCACGGAUGUCACAAAAGGAACGCGAGCAAUUGCAAUCCGAACUCGCCAUUCUGAAGGAUCUCCGCCAUCCUAACAUUGUCAAAUACUACGAGCGCGACCACAUCAAAGCGUCACAGGAUCUAUACCUAUACAUGGAGUUUUGCGGGAACGGGGACCUGGGUCGAGUGAUUCGAGACUUCAAGAAGAGGAACGUGUUAGCACCGGAGGACUUCGUGUGGAGCACAUUUUCUCAGAUUGUCAGCGCCUUGUACCGCUGUCAUUAUGGUGAGGACCCGCCGCCGUCUGGAGCGAACGUGCUUGGUCUCGGACCAGACGCGCAGCCGCAUACCGGGAAGCCGAUGAUCCUGCAUCGGGAUCUCAAGCCGGAAAAUAUCUUCCUCGGCGAGGGCAACUGCGUCAAGCUCGGCGACUUUGGCCUGUCGAAGAUCAUUCAGUCCCACGAUUUCGCAUCCACAUACGUCGGCACCCCGUUCUACAUGUCCCCUGAAAUCUGCAAAGCGGAAACCUACACACUGUACUCGGAUAUCUGGGCGCUGGGCUGCAUCAUAUACGAAAUGUGCGCGCGCGAGCCGCCAUUCAACGCGAAAACGCACUUCGAGCUCAUUCAGAAGAUCAAGUCUGGCCGUUAUCCACCCAUUCCCAAGGAGUACUCCCAGGACCUGAACAAGGUCAUCGCUCACUGUCUCCAAGUUGUGCCUGAACAUCGGCCUACCACGGCACAGCUCCUCAACCAUCCCGCGGUCAAGUUGAUGCGAAAGGAGCAAGAGGUUGUGCAGCUCGGCAACAACAUCAAAGAGAAGGACGCAAAACUCACAGUCCGGGAGAAUGAGCUCAAUAGGCGAGAGCAGCAGUUGAUCCAAGGAGAACAAAGACUGGCGGCAGAGCGAGAGAAGAUGCGGUUAGAAGUUGACAGGAUAGUACGCCGCGAAUGGGAGGUGAAGGCCAGGUUGGAGAUUGAUCGUCAAGUAAAGCAGCUCUGGCACGCAGAGACGGAGAAGCUACGGGCCCAGUUCGAAACCGAAGUCAACGCACGCGUCGACCGAGCCCUUGCCAAGUAUCCAAAUCGGCUCAGCACGUCGCCGCGACUAGCACCUCGUUCAAGCACUCCCACCAUGCCCGCCACUCAGACAGAUUUGUUCCCCGCGGACGAUGCAAUGCAACCGAUUGUGAAUACCAGCUCAACGAGCACAGUGGGAACGGAUACCACGUUCGCCAGCGGCACCGAUAUAUCCUCGCUCUCGCUUGACGAUAGUCCCGAGGAGGAGCAGAAGCGAGCCGUGAAGCGUUCCACGAGGAGGGGCCCACUCGGGCGCGCCCAAACCAUGUUUGUUGCCCAAGUUCCUGGCUCCCCCAUGGACGUUCAAAUGGCGGAUCCAUCACCGGCUCCAGCACCGCCCAGCCUCGCUGGACUCUCCUUGUCCCCACGCCGCCACGCGCCUCGCCAGAACAUCUUCGCAGCCGCCAAGGAUAAAGAAUCACGGAGAUGGGGAGCCGAUGUCCCUCCCACGCCUACCAAGGAAGAGUGGCAGGCCGACGACUUUGACGACGACGACGUCCCUGUGGUACCCUCUCCUACGCGGCCACGUAGCACUUCUAACGGGAAUGCGAAGGGCGAUCCGCCUAAACCUCAUGCAGGCGUCCUGCCUGUUCCCAAACCUACUCAACGUCUCGCCAGCGCGCCUAGUCUUGCUCCUAAUGGGCCGAAGUCACGGCCGAAAGAGCAGACACGUCCUGCAAGCACCGUCCCCAUCAUCGCCGCCUCGCCUGCUCGCCAGCGCGUCAAGCCCUUCGACCCAUCCAGUCCGAGCCGGAAACCCCUUUCCGCGAAGUCGAAUUCCUCGACCAAGUCGACGGACCUUCCCUCCGCCUCCGCCGGAAGCGGAAUGAAGUCCAAGAAAGGAGCCCUCAAUCAAAAGCCUGCCGUAUCACGACAGCAAGACUCGAAGCUGCAACCCAAGCGCAACAACAUCCAAGGUCGAACGCUGGUCGAGUUGCAGCAGGCGCGCGGUAUCCCCAUCAAUAAUGCAUCGAUGAGCGACGACGAGGUCGUUGCUGCGAAGGCGGCGCUGAAUGGGAUCAAGGGGCCGAAAAGUCCGUCCAAGUUGGCGGCGUCGCCGGCGGUGUGGGAUCCCGAGGUGGAGGACGAGAUGCCGAGUCCGUUUAUUGUGAGGAGUAGGCAGUUGGCGAAGCAGGGAGUUAUAUAAUAAUAUGCCACAGUAGGGAGGUGUUGGAACGGGCAAGAAGGACGAGACGAGGUCUUUGGCUUGAGAAGGGCGGUACUGGAUAGGUGCAUGGUGUUGGAGGCGUUGGACUGGAAGGAGUCCUUGGGUUUUCCACUCUUCCAAGAUGCUCUUCAGCACACUUCCUUUUGUCUCUUGUCGCUUCUUCUGCUCUGCAACGGGCAAUUUUCUUUUUUCUUGCAUAUCCCUCUCAUCGGCAUGUCAGUCGCCUUCUCUUUCUUAGCGGUCACUUUUUCUUGGAGGCGUUGGGAUGAGUGAGCAUUGGAUCAUGGCUGCAUGCAUGCAUCUUGUUGGGCGUUUGGGCGCGGCAUCAAGAGGGAUUUCCCUUUUCUGAAAGGCGGAGAAGACGAGAGGUGCAUGGGAUGUGUAUUCUAGCCGCAGGAUGUGGAAUGCGAAUCUAUCUUCAAUUUUACAG
Molecule: messenger RNA, 2868 nt
Organism: Westerdykella ornata
Lineage: Eukaryota; Fungi; Ascomycota; Dothideomycetes; Pleosporales; Sporormiaceae
Product: kinase-like protein
Exons: 4
Coding region: 93-2417 (774 amino acids)
Biological process (GO): protein phosphorylation
Molecular function (GO): ATP binding; protein kinase activity
Source: RefSeq, a predicted model, not a curated record